This is a messenger RNA of Nerophis lumbriciformis (worm pipefish), 3633 nucleotides long. NCBI's taxonomy places the organism in Eukaryota, Metazoa, Chordata, Actinopteri, Syngnathiformes, Syngnathidae. The record is from RefSeq and is a predicted model, not a curated record.
AUGGCUACUCCGGCGCUGCUCAGGAGCUCCGAGCCGGCGCUGUGCCCGAGCUUCGCGGAGGUCUGCUCGUUCCUGGAGCGCUACGGAGCCGUCCUCGACCUACCCGAGAUGACGUUCCCGCAGAUGGAGGGCUACCUGCGCGAAAAGACGUCAGUUCCCAAACCUCUCAUUGAACUCCACGUCAAGCUGCUCCGAAAGCUCUGCAAGUCCGUGACGAUAGAGCGCUGGGAAAAAUAUCUAGCCAAGAUGUGCCAAGAGCUGAACAGCGCCUGGGCUUGGGAGCUGGAACAGAACGGAUACCAAGACAUGUCCAUGGAGUGCAAGUCCAGCAUCCUCAAAUAUUUAUGCGAGUGCCAGUUUGAUGAUAACUUCAAGUUCAAAGCGGUGAUCAACGAGGAGGAGCCGGACAAAAUGCGCCUGCAGCCUAUCGGGCGAGACAAGCAGGGCCUUAUGUACUGGCUUCAGCUGGACCAGGAGCAGAAUAUCCGGCUGUACACGGAGGAGCAGGACGACUUGGACGGAUCCACUUGGAGAUGCAUCGUUAGGACCCGCAAUGACCUGGCUGAAGCACUGGAGCUACUCAAGGCUCAAGUUUUUCCAAACCUGAACCAGGACCAAGAGCAGAAAAUGGCUGAAUCUGGGAGCAGCAGUCCCGCUGAUAGAGAAGCAGACGCCCAACUCGGUGAAAUUUCUAAGGCUCUUCCUGAUGAUGGAAAAGUUAAAAAAGAAGAAAAACUCCUGAAACAAGAGGAAAACAAGGAGCAGACAGCAAAUAUCAAGCAGGAAGCAAAAGAAGAGAAAAGCAGCGAUGGAGCGCCCCUCUUUGAUAAUCACGUGAGCACCAUCACCUCUGUCAUCAAAUCCGAGUGCAGGGACUCGUCGGUCGUCACGACCGUCGCACCCAAGCAGGAAGAGGAGGCCGGGCGCGCCGUGGUCAGAAGCAGCCAGCAAGCCAAAAUUCCGCUGAAAAAGAGAGAGCUCAAGCUAGCCGAAAGCUACCACGGCAAUCACCUCACUAACAAUAACAGCAGCAGCAUCAUAGUGUGCAACCCCUCAGUCAUACAAACUAAGGAUGUCUCGUCGACCCUACCCCGUGGCCAAACGGCAUCCCAACGGCUCCUCGAUCUGAUGAACGGGAGGGCGUCCGUGGUGUUGCAUCACAUUGGCGUCAUCCGCGGUCCAACAACCAGCGAAGAGAAUGGUUGUAGAGCGGCUGAGGAUGAGAAGAACGUUCAGGGCUGCAUUUCAAGAACUCCAGAGCUGGGGCGCCAGUCAGUGCUCGUGAGGAACGAGCCGGUUCCCACGGAGACGCUGCACCAGGGUCCGAAAACGAGUAACGACAAAGAACCAGAUGAAAGCGUCCAGCGGGGCGAGGACGCCGACUCGGGAACAAGAGAACUUCACACAGAUAAAGAACGAAGUAAAGAUGAACAGAAAAAGCACUCGAAUGCUUUAGAAAAAGUGCAAGCGGAGCCGAAAAAAGGACAGGAACAGCAGUUGGACAAGGGAGAGAAAGGCGUCAAUGGCGAAUUACCGGAGAAAGGGGAGAUAGAGGUGGAUGAUAAGCCACGUCCAAAAGAAAAAGCAUCCUCAGAACUCCAGAAAGAAGGAAUACGCUUGAAGAUCAAGAUCCCCCCUCAUCGGAGGAACAAGAUGAAAGCCAAGGAGCAGCAGCAGAAGGAGGCACCAGAAGGAGGGAGAUCUCUAAGGAGGUCUGCCAGGAUCUGCAGGCCAAGUUCCAAGGCGUCCGAUAGCCCGAAAAAAAAGAAAGGUCAACAAAAACAGACAAAAGAAGAAGAAAAAGAGGACGACGAGGAAGAGGGAGAUGAAGAUAAUGAAAAGGAGGGUGUUACUGCUAAGAAAGAUGCAAAAGGAACAGCUGCCGUCCAAACGAGGAAGCGCAGGGGUAAGCGGCGACACGGAUGCCCCAGGUGGUCCAACGUACGCGCCAAGCGUCGUAAACUGAACGAAGAUGACGACGAAACAGGUGGAAAAGCGCGGGAGGAAGCCAGCGACGGCGGAAACCGCUCGGACGACUCCUGCCAGUCUGAGGAGAUUCCCAAAGAGGAUGCCUGCACCCAUUGCGGUCUUCCCAACCACCCGGAAUUGAUUCUGUUGUGCGACUCGUGUGACAGUGGAUAUCACACAGCGUGCCUACGGCCGCCGCUCAUGCUCAUCCCUGACGGCGAGUGGUUCUGCCCGCCGUGCCAGCACAAGCUGUUGUGUGAAAGGCUUGAGGAGCAGCUGCUGAACCUGGACAGUGCUCUGAAGAAGCGAGAGCGUGCCGAGAGGAGGCGGGAGCGGCUGGUGUACGUGGGAAUCAGCGUCGAGAACAUCAUCCCUGGAGACGAGGAAGACGAAAAGACUACCAAAAAGAAAGACGCCAAGAAGAGUAAAAAUCUGGGAAGGAGGUCGACCAGAACCAGGAAGCACAUAAGCUACAGAUUUGACGACUUCGAUGACGCCAUUGAUGAGGCCAUUGAAGAGGACGUCGGAGAUGUUACCACUGUUGAAUGCAGAGACAUUGUCGGCGCCCCGUUACCCGAGCACGGUGCGGCGGGCCGACGUCGGCCAGUGAAGGCCGCCGCCCGAAACAGGAAGCGGCGACGUCUGAAUGACCUGGAGAGCGACAGCACGGCGGUGGAAAGUGAAGACGACUUCACACUCAGCAACAGCUCUGAGGAUGAAGAAUUCGGUGCUUCGGGCUCAAACGACGACGAGGAAGACGACGAUGAAGGGGGCAGCUGGGACGGUGCGUCGCGGCCCAAACGCACGGCGAGAGCGGCGCUCAAACACAAAACGGGCAGGACCAAACACAAAGUCGGCAGACCACCCGGACGACCGCGCCGAAGGAGACGCUCCUCUGACGAAGACGAUGAGGAUGGCAGCGAUGAAGACUCUGAUCAGUACAGUGACAUGUCGGACAAAAAGCGCGGCGGGCUGAGACGCGGCCAGCGGCAGCAGGUCAACUACCGCGAGGCUUCCGAGUCUUCCGACAAUUCGCGAACGUCCGGUAAAAAGAAAGAAGUCAAACCGUGCGGACGGCCGCGAAAGGAACGGCUUUCCAGCGACUACAGCGAUCUGUCACCUUCUUCACGGGACUCGGAAGAGGAGGAGGAGGAUCAAGGCGAUCAGAGAAAGCGGAAGCGAGAGAAGCGAAGGCGACGUGACGAAGAAGAGGAAGAAGACGAGCGGGCGGGAGGGAAACGACACAGACGGCAACCUUCGGAGAAAGAUGAGGACGAAAGGAGGAGAGUCCGGAAGUCGGAGGGAGAGGAGGACGACCCGACGAAGAUGGGCCGAGGGAAGCGGCGGGAGAUGUUGUCCCAACGGCGGCGGAAGCGGCUAGCUCAGAUGCUGAAAAAGCGAAGGCCUUCCACAGACGAGUCCCAAGAAUCGGAAUCUUCCUCCGAAGAGGACCGACCGCUCCGGAAAAGACUCAACCGCAUCGAUUCGGACGAGGACGAGCAAGAGGAGUCGGAGGAGACGAAAGACGAGAGCGACGCUCGGGACGAGAGCGACACUGGCGAGGUCGGGCGGGACAAACUCAACGGCCCCACGCGCACGGAGGACGAGGAGGGAGAGGCCAAGUCGGACUCGUUAAACUCUGCCCACAACAGUCCGCGCUCAUGA